AUGUGUUGUUUCUCUUCACAACAUGACACCUUUUAUGCUCCUCUCUCCAAGAAACAUAGGAACCUUAGAUUAACUCACCUCAAAAGUAGAAGGAGAACACAAGAAAGGAAAAAGAUGAUUAUAGUGAAAGAAGAGAUGAAGAUGAAGAACUUGAAAUUGUAUAUGGAGAAUCAAAGCAUCAUUGAGGAGAAUGAAAAGUUGAGGAAACAAGCUAUGCUUUUGCAUAAAGAGAAUCAAGACCUUAUGUCUCAGCUUCAAAUUAAGCUUUCACUACAAAAUAUCAAUACCAACAAUAACUAG
Lathyrus sativus (Indian pea) is the source of this 300-nucleotide messenger RNA. NCBI's taxonomy places the organism in Eukaryota, Viridiplantae, Streptophyta, Magnoliopsida, Fabales, Fabaceae. The record is from the annotation of a GenBank genome assembly.